GACAAACUGCCUGGGAGCUCCUCCUCCCCUUCAAUCAGUGGUGAACCAGGUGGAACAAAUCUUCCAGGCAAUCUGGGCGUGCUAGUAACUGGCUCUGUUGUUGUCUUUAAACCGCAGUGGAAGAAGCAUUGAUAGCACCACAAAAUCAAGGAAACUUUAUCUUUGUUAUCAAAGUGAUUGUGCAAGACCAAGCCCUCCACAAAACUGUGAAGGACAGCCGGUUUUUCACCUGUUUACUGCGCACCAAAGAAUGGUUAAUAAAAGACAAACAACUGAUCCCAUGGCUGUUUAUUGAGUGAAAUCCAGUUAAGAUCUUCAUGUGGAGGGACUGUCCUUUUCAAGUGGGGAAUUGCACAAGAAAUAAGUCACAACUUGACAGUGAAAAACCGCUCUCAAGACUGGAGAAGGACCAGAAAAGUGAGACACGUGUCCAUAGAGACAAAUAAAGACUGUUCCCGCCCUGCUGUCGUGAUUGAAAUGGCUGAUUCAUUACUGUUGGAUCAGCUAAAGACCGCAAGGACAUCAGCGAAGCGUCAGUUUUCCCGUCUGGCCAAUAAUGUGCUACGAAUGCAUACAAUGAUGUUAGAAGAGGAGCUCAGAGACAUUUUUAAGAAGCUCACUGCAGAAGCUGAUAAAGUCCUGGAAGCCAACAACGAUGUAGAGGAGCAAUGUAUUGAAGAAAACUCUGAUGCAGAGGAGUUGAGUGAGCAGCAAAAGAAGGACUUGGUCAAAACAGCUAAUGAGUGUGAGAAGAAACUGCAAGAGCUAAAGGACCUCAUACAAAAGACAUUGUGGGCCAAUUUCGGGGAAUAUGAACUGACACAAGCAAUUACAACAGCAGAGUCGCAAGUAGAAAACGUGGGAGCUGUGGACCCAAGUAAAAGCCCAGAUGGAUAUCUCUUCAUGAUCGAGCAACUAGAGAAACUUUUGAAGGCUGCGAAGGAAGUGCAUAGGCAUUGGAAGUGCUGGGUCCCCCCAGCGGAGCAACAACAGUUCCAGAGUCGUAUCAAAGACCUUGAAACUAUCCUGCCAAAACUCACAAUAAGACAAGCUGAAUUUAUUGGGGCACACGUCAGAGAAGAAACCAGCAGAUUAAGUACUACUUCAAUCAGUCGUGUGACCACACCAGUAAUUAAAGUGAAGCCAGCUGCCCUCCCAAAGUUUUCUGGUAUCCGCCGAGAGUUUCACCGGUGGAAAAAGGAUUGGGAAGCACUCCAGAUGCAGGGAGAACCUACUGGAUCCAAAGAGAUUAAAAAGUACCAACUUCUCGACAGUGUGGAUGAGAAGACAAUACGAGACCUCCGCCUUACAACUUACACAACUGCUGAGGACGUUUUCCGGGUUUUGGAGAACCGUUUUGGAAAUAAGACAACUAUAGCCCUUGAGAUAGUAGAAGAGCUCCAAAAACUCCAAGCAGUUAAAGGUAAUCAGCCUAGGAGGAUUGUUGAGCUCAUCCAAUCUGUAGAAAAAGCCCUGGUCGAUCUGAAUGAGCUUGGCAGGACUGGUGCUAUAAAAAACCCUCUUGUAACAAAAACAAUAGAGAGUAAACUUCCUGAUGGCCUGAAGAAGGAAUGGCUUCUUCAUGUAGCUGGCAAAGCUGAUGAAGCUGAAGAAGACAAGCGUUUUGACUACCUCUUCAAGUUUCUUCAAGGUCAAGAAGCCAUCUAUGAGAAGUUGGACCAACUGAGAGAGGAGGAACCAAAGCCAAAACCUGAACCUCGACAAGCUCGAACCAGGACUUCCACCCAAUUGAGCAACCAGGCUCAAGGAUGUGUGGUCUGCGGAGACGGCAAGCAUAAGAAGAGGAUAUACUUCUGCCAAAAGUUUCGCGCGCUUAAACUGUCAGAGAAAAGAGAUGCUGUUAGGAAGCUGGGAGCCUGCAAAAAAUGCCUGGAGAUUCACAAUGAAGGUGACUGUUGUAAAUCAGAGUUUCUGUGCAGGAGGCCAGACUGCAGAGAACAGCGUGCUGCAGAACACCAUUAUUAUCUGUGCCCGAGAGCUGAUGCGUCCAAAGGGAAUAUCGUCCAGAGGUCCAACCACAACAGCAAAGUAGGAGGUGACACAAGAGAGUGUUACACCCAAGCCCAAGAAGAGUUCAUCAAAAGCCUCUCACCUGAACUUGCAGGGAAGUGCCGCGAUGCAUUUUGUAACUCUAUAGCCAGAACCUCUCUUGUAUCUAACCAACCCAGUCUUCUAGCAGAGAAUGGAAUCGUGGAGUGGCCAGUCAUCAUGAUGCUCUUAGAGGUCACGGCAAAUGCAGGAGAAAAAGUUGGGACCUUGAUCGACCUGGCAUCGGAUACAAAUUACAUAACUCAUGAUGCAGCUGAUCGUUUGAACCUUAGAAGUGAAGCCAUAACCCUUGUUGUCCACGGUGUGGGAGGAAUGAAAGUUCAAGUUACCACAAAACGGUACCUCCUAAAGCUCCGGGUCCGCACAGAGCAAGGCAACUUCAGAUCCCACCAACUCCUCUGCUAUGGUUUGGAUGGCAUUGCAGAUAUCCACAAACAUGUGACAGCCAAAAAACUCCAAAAGUUCUUUCCAGAUGUCCCCCAAAAUGAACUUGUGAGACCAAGACAGAUACAGCUUUUGAUGAGCCAUAAGGAAGGGCGACUGGUCCCACAGAAAAUACGCACCGUUGGGGACCUUGUACUAUGGGAUGGGCCAUUGGGAAAGACAAUUGCAGGGACACACCCUGGUUUGUUUGAAGAAGCUACAGUUACGGCACACCAGUCCAGAGCGCACUUUGCCAGGUCAAUGAGAACAGCAGCAUUGAUGUAUGAGGAACAAAUUUGCGACAAACCUACCAUCAAGUCUUUUUGUUCUGCUAUUACCACUCGGGAUUUUGUUGAGUGGUGGAGAUGGGAUAGCAUUGGCGCCCCCUGCACCCCAAAAUGCGGAGGAUUUCGCUGCGGAAGUUGUCAACCUGGUGGCAAAGAGAUGACUCUGGCUGAAGAAAGGGAGCUGGAAGUUGUAAAGGGUGGCCUGACUUCUGUUGGUGCUGAUGACCACAGUGAUAGUCCACACUGGCAUGCAAGAUAUCCAUGGCUCAUGGACCCAUCUACAUUGCCAAACAACAGAAAAGCAGUGGAGGCAACCUUCCUCAGAACAGAGAGACAGCUCGCCAAAGAACCGCAGUGGAAAAAAGCCUAUGGUGCUCAAGUCCACGAAAUGGUUGACCGCCGGGCUGCAAGGAAGCUGACCUGA
Rhinichthys klamathensis goyatoka is the source of this 3204-nucleotide messenger RNA. RefSeq lists its product as uncharacterized. The transcript has 2 exons. The coding region runs from base 478 to 3204 and encodes 908 amino acids. Lineage: Eukaryota; Metazoa; Chordata; Actinopteri; Cypriniformes; Leuciscidae. The record is from RefSeq and is a predicted model, not a curated record.